AACAGAAUAACCUUCUGGCAUAUUCAGUCUAAAAAGUUCAUUUAUCAAGCUGUUCUCCCAUUGAAUAAAGUUAUGGCAUCUUGGAAUCAUAGGCCCUCCCUCACUUUAGGAUCAGUGGCCUGCUUCAAAGUUACAUCUAUGUAAAGAGGGUUGGCUGCAGUUCCCUGCACGGUCUGGAGCGGCGCUGUGCAAGUGAAACCAAUGAAGGGGCCGAAGUGCUGCGUCCAUUUCACUGUCAGGUCGGGCUAUGCUAGAGUCUGCCCACAAAGAUAAUAUUGUGAUGGCAUAUACCCACGUAAGCGACGUAAACAUGCCGUGCCCGUCCACCGCCUCACGUUACCCUGACAACAUAGCCGUGUAGCAGCGGCGCCAAGCGUGACCCCGCCCUCUGCUGAUUAAAAAUGACGUCCGCAAUGUCGCGAACUAGUGACGUUCCCAUGAAGCUCCACUAGAACCUUAUGUCUCCAGACCAGGAGACAUUUUGGCGGUGAUACUCCUUUAACUAAACAGAAGGACGUCUACGGGAAUAUGUCAGCUGCGAGGUCCUACUGUUGCGUUAAGAUCAACUUGUGUAAAAGCUAAGAGGGGAUUCUGUCAUAGAGCGCGCCAGGCAGAGGAUCGUGACUGUACCAGGCGCUUGUGUGCGGCUUCUGUCUGCAUGGGUUGUACUGGAGAUGUGCCAUAAGGGAUUAUAAACCAUGAGUAGUACAAUGGAUUUUGGAAGCUGGAACAUAUGUGAAGAGACAGUGGUUCUUCAAGGAGCUCUACUGUUAGCAGAAAAAGUCACCUCACAGAAAACUUUGCUGGAGUUUAAAAAGACUGAAUGGCCUCUGGUCGAGAAGCCGAUCACAAAUGCUUUAAAAGAAAUCAGCUCAGGUAGCUGGUCAAAAAGCCAUGAAUGGAGAAAGAAAGUCAUUGCAAUAUUUUGGGCCAAAGUACUGUCAUGUCAACCACAACUCUCCUUAGAUGGAAACUUUGAUAUUGAUAGGAGAUGGAAAGAAGAUGUGUUCUUUCCUGUGGAAAACAUGAUCCCAAAAAUGAAUCGCACUGUUUUGUUUGAAGUACUCAAAGCCACGAAAGCAGCGGACGUAUUUGCAGAGCUUCUUUUGGCACUGCCGACAGAAUUUUGGGUGAAAGAAGCAUCCUUGUUGUUAAACCACAUUUAUGAAAACACUUCCGUUGAAGAUGUGACUUUUUUCCUAGAUGUCUGGUGGGAGAUCAUGAAAAAUGAUAAAAACAGCAACAAAGAUGAUCUUGUUGAAUCCUUUUCAACUGUUGCAUGCCAGUACUUGACCAAGACUGAUGAUGAAGUUUGCCAAAGUUUGAAAAGAUUCAAGCUAGAUCCUGAGCAAUGCGUACCUCCAGCUGAUAACAUUCUUGCUGUGUUUUUAGAGGGGCUUCAUAAAAUCAGGCCAAACAUUGAUAACAGCAAAUUGAAGUGCUACACAAUAGCAAAUCUAGCAGACAUGUUGUGCUCAUCUGCUUUUAUAGAGAAAGAGUCAGGUGAUCUUCCUAUAAGACUUUACUUGGAAAAGCUAGUUGCUGUCCUUUGUUUUUGUAACACAAAGGUCAAGGAUGAUGAUCUUCAAAAAAGCCAUCUGGAAAUGCUUAGAGAAGCAGAGAGGAUUGUGCAGAGUGGCAGCACUGCCUCCAGGUUCCCCUUACUGAAAGGUGCCCGACAUUUUGGCUUAAACAUUUUGAAAGACCUGCUGCUUAAUUGGGGGCAAGAACUGCACAAUUACAUGAAUAACAGUGACAAACUCUCCUAUGAAUGUUUUAGGAUGAAUGGCAGUCUUGCGUCUCUGCAUAAAAACUUGGUUGCAUUAGAGCCUAGUGAGACUUUUUCUGAUGAACAAAAAGUAGAACUAGCAAACUGCAUUUCUGUCCUUCUGGAGAAAACUACCAACAUUCAGAUAACAUGCAAGAUGAAUGAUGUGGACAUGAUGGCUACUGUUGCUAGAAACAUUAUUGACAAUAAAAUGUGCCGUUAUAAAGAAGUCUGUUCUGAAUUUGCAUCUGAACUUUCUUGGGCGUUCUCCACUGACUGGCUUAAUUGUCUUAAAAUCAAUAAAGAGACUUUUCUUAAACCAGACCUUAUACUGGAGUUGUUGGAGACUGUUGUGAAAGCCACAUAUGAGCAGAACAAUCCAAAUAUCAUGGAGAUUCGGAAAUCUACAGCUAUUAUCUUGGAUCUGUUCUGUGAGCUGCCACUAGCUCAGAUGGAUGAUGUGUUGUUGAAAGCCCUAAAUAAGUGGGGUGAGAAAGGUCUAUCUCACUGCAUGUCUGCCUUUACGGAUAAUUUCCAAGAGGAGCUCAACAUGGCAUUUAACCAAAUAUCCCAGACUGGAACAGACAAUAUCACAGUCUCAAGAGUGGCUAGGCUGGCCCUGUUGUAUCCUGAGAAUGUCAUAAGCAGAGCUUGCCACUUUGCUGUUUCAAAUCUUGGUGCUCAUGUAUUUUUAGCAAAAAUAUUGACUUCACUUCCUGCUUUAAGCUUUAGGGGUUCCUAUGAUGGAGUCCAAUCUGUCUCUUUAUUGUCUCGCUGCUUGAUGGAGACUUGUUGGGGGAAACUGUCCACUGAUAAAGAAGAAAGUCAGUUUUUGAACUUGCUGGGCUAUUUAAUGAGUCCUUCUGAACCUACAGGUGAAAAUGCUUCUUUAUUACAAUCGGCAGAAGUAGUGAGGACGUUUGUCCUUCCAUAUAUACUUGAUGAAUGUGUUCAUGUAGAGUUGUGCUUGCAUAUUCUGCACAAAGCUCUAAAUGUGGAGAACCGGCAAGAUGCAUCUACCAAGCACUGGGUUCUUUCCUGCUCGCCUUUUCCUCUUAUUAUGUCUCUUUGUAAACUCCUUAAUAGCUUCAGUAGGUGCUGGCAACAAUCGGAUAAGCCAUAUUGUCUCACACUGGGAUCCAAGGAGUUAAUUAUUGGAAUUCUCUCACAGAUCUGUACGCUGAUAUUGCCAGAAGCUGAAACUGGCCCCGAAACCUGGGGCAAGUCCCUCUUUUGGCUGCACAGGAAAAUGGAGCAUUUAGAUUGGGUUAUACGCUUGAGGCUGAAGCCCCUAUUUGGAGAGCACUUUAAAAAUGAAGCACCAGCCUCCUUGUUUGAAGUUUGUAAGCUGCCAGAGUGUGACUGGACAUCAGUUCGUCUCCCAGAGUAUGGUCCAGGUACAGGGCUAUUGGCUUGGAUGGAAUGCUGUUGUAUUUCAGAAGAAAUGAAAGAUCUAAUGCUUUCUCUUCUCUGUGUCAACACAGAAGACCCCGAUGAGCUUAAUUUUUUUAGUAAAGGAUUUUUAGUAGCCAUGGUACAAGUCCUGCCAUGGUGCAGUGCAACAGAAUGCAAACUUCUUUCUCAGGUCGCGAUGAGCCUUUUGAAAGGACAUUUUCUUCACGUCCCAUAUUCUCUGGAGUAUAUACAGUUUAUGCCUCUAUUAAAUCUCCGUCCUUUUGCUUAUGAUCUUCAGUUCUCUGUUCUGUUACUCAGAGGGUUCCAGCUUCUCUGUAGUGCGAGCUGUUCUAACUGGCUUACCUUUGAUGGUCAAAAGCACAUUGCAAAACUCUAUAGUGUCUGCAUAUCUGACAUGCUGGAAGCUGUCAAACAGCAUCUGGCAGAAUACAAUCUACAAGUGCAUAAACUUGAUAAAGAAUCGGACUGUGUACAAGAGGUGUUAUUUAUAUACAGUCAGGUAUUUUGCCAUGUUCUCCAUAUAACUGCUAUGAUGCCGGAAAAUACAUGUGAACCUCUCUUCUUCUUGUCACUAGAAAUUCUUUCCCUGUAUCAAAGUCUGAGAGCUACUGACACUUCCAAACAAAGUUCGCUCAGGCAGGCAAAUGAAAGACAUUUCUUGAAGUCCAUAACUGAGAAUGUGAGCAAUGAGCACCAUCGAGCUACACUAAUGCAGAAAAUCAACAAGCUAUAAAGACACAUCUAUACAUUAUAAAUAUAUUGCCUAUUAUUCACUUAAUACCAUACCCUGCAUUUUGUGCCCUAUACAUGGAUUCUUAAAGGGGUUAUCCAGGAAUCGAAAAACAGGGAUCAUUUCUUUCAAAGACCGCUUCCUGUCUGUCUCCAGGUUGGGUGUGGUAUUACAACUUGGCUCCAUUCAAUUCAAUGGAACCGAACUGCAGAACCACACCCAACCUGGAGACAGACAGGGAGUGGUCUUUGAAAAAAAAUUAUCCAUGUUUUUCGAUUCCUGGAUAACCCCCUUAAACUAGAACUUCCACAUCCAUGAUAGACAUAUCCUUUUCUAGUUGCUGAACCUGGAUAGUCAUGAUCAUCAUUGCCACAGAAAAGCUCCAGAGGAGCAAGUGCUUUUGGCAAGGCUUCUUCAUGUACAUUUUAGCGUUUGCUAGUCUGAAAUUUUCAAUUAUAACAUAUUAUUACAUCAUCCAAAUAGGGUUUUUUUCUUGGACUCUAGUAGUAGCAAAUUGUUAAUGAUAAAAAAAUAAAAAAAUAAAAAGUUUGUGCAUGACAUCUGAAGAAAACCAGUUCUGAAAUAAAAGCCAUGAGUUUUUUUUCUUGUUUUUUGACAAAUUCUUUGAAAUGACUUCUGUAUCAUUUCCCUGACUAUCACUGAUGGACCAUAGCUUUCUAUCUUAAUAAAAAGCUUUUACCUGUUACUUUGUUUAAAGGAUGAAUUAUGAAUUUAUUUAUUAAA
Messenger RNA from Hyla sarda, 4658 nucleotides. RefSeq names its product gem nuclear organelle associated protein 4 (gene GEMIN4). Lineage: Eukaryota; Metazoa; Chordata; Amphibia; Anura; Hylidae. The record is from RefSeq and is a predicted model, not a curated record. The transcript has 3 exons. Gene Ontology annotation, cellular component: SMN complex. Bases 699 to 3917 code for a protein of 1072 amino acids. Gene Ontology annotation, biological process: rRNA processing; spliceosomal snRNP assembly.